CAGCUGUCAGAAAAACAUUUGGUGGUUGUAGUUGUAUUAUUGCUUUUUUACGAGAUAUAUCCGAGUUUCUGACAUAAAUCUGCUUUAAAAUAUUAUUCUAAUAAGAAGAAAUAAUAGAAAAGUUACCUACCGAACUCAAUAAUAUAGCUGUACAGCCGUUGUUAAUAAUAUAUACACAGUACUGAUAAAGUACUGAUAGUACAAGUAUAAAUUCGAAUAUUCAUCUCAUAAUCAUAGGUACAUAUUCGUUCGAUGUUUUUUCAUUAAUUAUUAUGUUUUGUGGUCGUUAGCCUUUUGCUUCAUUUUACGCACUAUAAUCUCAUUGCCCGAUCUCACGAUUAGGUAGUGUCGAAUUAAUUUUAUCUGUGAGCGAGUUAUCUAUUCAUGAUUAUGUGCUUGUUGACAACAAAGAUUGAGAACUGAGGAUUUUUUUGAUAAGGCUCUUGUUGAAUUCCACGACUUUGAUUGUUAGCCAUGAGUGAGAGACCGCAACCGUUGAAAGCCAUCAACCGUCUGUUCGAAGGCAAGGAGCCAUGGCAGAUCGUCACAAUGACUGCCUCCUCUGUGCUGGCAAUAGUAUGGGCACACAGUCUUUACAAUCACAAAGAGACUGUAUCAAGCCGCCUGCGCAAAGAGUUCUUCCGAUGGCUUCGUUCGGUACCUAUGGUGCGGAGGAAGAUUGAGGAAAAAAUGACAGAAAUUACUUCUGAUUUCCGGAAGGAUGUCUCCAAGAGACUUGCGGGCGUUACUGUGCGCCAUCGGUUGCCAGAGUCGGGUCUCACUGCUGAACAGAUAGCCGAAGAAGUCAGGGAUCAUCUUAAUUUGGGUGUAUACGACUGGAAAAGCGGCAGUCUUUCCGGAGCUGUAUAUCACGUGAAUGAGGAUAUAACGCAGGUCGCGUGUGACGCGUACUCGCUCACAGCGUAUACGAAUCCUUUGCACGCCGACGUUUUCCCUGGUAUCAACAAAAUGGAAGCCGAAGUCGUCAGAUGUGCCAUCAAUCUAUUCCAUGGGGAUGACGAGUGCUGUGGGACGGUUACAACAGGAGGCACAGAAUCAAUCAUAAUGGCGUGCAAGGCCUUCCGAGAUUUGGCUUACAACAAGGGCAUAACCAAUCCUCAGAUAGUAGUUCCUUCCACCGUGCAUUCGGCCUUCGACAAAGCCGCGCAAUACCUGGGCUUGUCUGUGAAGACUAUCCCGGUGAACCCAGACACGAUGACAGUGGAUGUCGAAGCUGUUAAGAAGGCUAUUGGCAGACGAACGUGCUUGAUAGUAGGUUCAGCCCCGAACUUCCCGUACGGAACCAUGGACGACAUCAACGCGUUGUCCGACAUAGCCCUUGAGUAUGACGUUCCGUUACACGUAGACGCCUGUCUCGGGGGCUUCAUUGCUGCUUUCAUGCCGGCGGCAGGGUUCCCCGUGCCGGUGUUCGACUUCCGACUGCCAGGCGUUUCUAGUAUAUCUGCUGAUACUCAUAAGUACGGGUACGCGCCUAAGGGUACAUCGGUGAUUAUGUACAGACGUCCGGAGUACAGACAUUGCCAGUACACCGUCACCACAGAAUGGCCCGGCGGAGUCUACGGCUCUCCCACUGUUAAUGGCAGCCGUGCGGGUGGUUUGAUAGCUGCCACCUGGGCCACCAUGAUGUUUGUGGGCAAGGACCGUUACGUCAAGAUGGCCGAGGAGAUACUCACAAUCACCAGAUACAUCGAGGGCGAAAUGCGAAGUAUUGAGGGUAUCUUCGUAUUCGGUAAGCCAGCGACUACGGUGAUCGCGUGGGGCUCGAAUCACUUCGACAUAUUCAAGAUGGCCGAACUGCUGCAUAAGAAGGGCUGGUCCUUGAACGCGUUGCAGUAUCCUUCUGGCGUGCACAUGUGUGUGACGCACGCGCACACGCAGCCAGGCGUGGCGGAGCGCUUCGUGGCCGACGUGCGCGCAGUAGCUGCAGAAUGCUUGAAGGGAGGCGCUGCCCCUGUACAGGGAAAGAUGGCGAUAUACGGCGUAGCGCAAGAGAUAUCUGACCGCAGUCUAGUCUCUGACAUUACCAAGCAUUUCAUCGACUCCAUGUACUACUUACCUAAACCCGAUGAUAAGGAAUAAACUGUCUUCAUAUAAGUACUUAUAAUUAUAUGGUAUGUCUAAAAAUAUGUAGAUCUUUCUUUGUUUCAUUUUGUCAAAGAGUAAAUGCGACAUGGUUUUGAAGUAUAUACAUAUUUUUAGAUAUGACAUUACAUAUAUAAAACACAAACGCUCUAUAAAAGCCUAGAAGAUUCUAUUACUGGGUAUAGACAUCGUUGAUCCAUCACUGCCCAACUGCGUGUCGAUGAAGAAACUCAACCCGAGUC
This is a messenger RNA of Pectinophora gossypiella (pink bollworm), 2345 nucleotides long. RefSeq names its product sphingosine-1-phosphate lyase (gene Sply). The transcript has 11 exons. Lineage: Eukaryota; Metazoa; Arthropoda; Insecta; Lepidoptera; Gelechiidae. Gene Ontology annotation, molecular function: sphinganine-1-phosphate aldolase activity; pyridoxal phosphate binding. The record is from RefSeq and is a predicted model, not a curated record. Gene Ontology annotation, cellular component: endoplasmic reticulum. The coding region runs from base 475 to 2100 and encodes 541 amino acids. Gene Ontology annotation, biological process: sphingolipid catabolic process; carboxylic acid metabolic process.